This is a messenger RNA of Octopus bimaculoides (California two-spot octopus), 372 nucleotides long. Its product is annotated as zinc finger protein 19-like. NCBI's taxonomy places the organism in Eukaryota, Metazoa, Mollusca, Cephalopoda, Octopoda, Octopodidae. The record is from RefSeq and is a predicted model, not a curated record.
AUGGACUUAACUAAACACUGGGACACACCAAAUGUUGACAAAAUGCAGAUUAAAGGUUUUAUUGUUGACACACACUCGAGUUUGAGUCUCUUAGUUCACCGAAGAAUCCACACUGGAGAAAAACCAUAUCAUUGUCAAAUAUGUGGGGUAUCUUUCUCAGUUAAUUCUAGUCUUGUACGUCACGGAAAAAUUCACACUGGAGAAAAACAGUUCCACUGUGAAAGACACAAUCACAUUAAUAAAAAUGCAGAAGUAAAACCAUAUUGGUGUGGGAAAUUAUUCACAAUCCUAAAUCAUGUUAUAAGCAGAUAUGUACAUUUUAAAGUAGAGGUGAAAGGUUCUUUUUAUGUUUGUAUACUAUUGUACUAUUAA